Messenger RNA from Phaethon lepturus (White-tailed tropicbird), 1815 nucleotides. RefSeq names its product coiled-coil domain-containing protein 37-like. Bases 1 to 1815 code for a protein of 604 amino acids. NCBI's taxonomy places the organism in Eukaryota, Metazoa, Chordata, Aves, Phaethontiformes, Phaethontidae. The record is from RefSeq and is a predicted model, not a curated record. The transcript has 15 exons.
AUGUCUGUGCUGUCCGACAAUCAUUCAGCCUUAUCGCAAGAAACCCACAAUGCUGAAGCAAUUACUGGGUCAAAGAUGCCAUCUCCACAUACAGAGUCAACAUCUAAAAGUCUCUCUUCCAAACCUGGAGUGGAAAGCCAGCUUGUACUGUCAGAAAGCCCAGACGAGGAUGAAGAAAACCCAAUGAAAAAUCCAUUUACAAUUGCUCCAGAUAUCGAUAUUUUCUCAAUAAGGGACAAGGAAAGAAAAAAGGCUAAGGCGGAACGUGAACGGAUGAAGACCAUGAAAAUCCAUGAGAAAACUACUUACUCUACUAAAAUAAAAGCAAAGCAAAAAGGGUUCAGGAAAGCUCUGCAAAAGGAGGAAGAAGAAGAGGGCAGAAAACAGGCAACAAAUGAAGAGAGACUGAAAACUCUUCAAGAAAGUCUUUCAUGGAAGAUAGCCAUUAAAAAAGAUUACCCAUUAGAAAAGGAGACCUUCCGUGACUACAUAAAUGACAGAAGAGAGGUAUUUUUACUUGAGUAUGCCAUGGCAGUAAAGAGAGAUGAGAUUCAAAGGAUGGAGAACGUAAUAAAGAACGAGGAAAGAAAACUGGAAAAGGCUGAAUACUACCUGGAGAAGGAUGCUACCACGUUUGAUGAGUUCCUGAAGGAGAACCAGAAAAACUCUGUUCAAGCCCUGAAAAUUGCCGAAAAAGAAACUGCAGCAAAGACAAAGAAAAUAACGGAGAUCCAGGCAAUCACUUCCCAAAUAGAGAACCUCCAAAGUGAUAUAUCCAGAUGCAGGAAUACUCUGCAGGAGUACAAGAUGUACAGGGACUUCCUCUAUCAACUAUCUCCGAAAGAGUGGCAGGAGGAACAUGGGAAAAAGCACAAGAAGAAAAAGGAGUUGAAAACAGCAUCCAAAGCUAAUGAAGGAAGCGCCUCACCUCCCACCACCGCAGAGCAGGGUGAUUAUAUAGAUGUGCCAAGUUCCCUGCUGUCUACAAAAAGUUUGGAGUUCAGGUCAUUACAUGAGAUCAGGCCACAGCUCAAAAACUUCCUGAAGCCUCUAUCAACAAGAAAACUAAAUUCACUGGAGGAUUCAGAAAGCGAAACCUGCUCGGAUGAAGAUGAGGAGCCUGAGUUGUAUUUUACUGAUCCCCAACAACUGCUGUCUAUUUUCACGGAGAUGGAGGAAGAGAACUUGUCCUUCAUCCAGAAUUCCCAGGAGAUUGAGGAAAGUUUGGACAAGGUCCAACACACUUUCAUCACCGCACAGGAAAGCAUGGAGAAGAAGUUAGCGGAGCUGAAACAGCAGGUGGGCACCCUCAAAUCCUCCAUCGCCAAAGAAGAAGAGAGAGUAGCAGAUCUGAAACUCAAAGUUCACGUCUUUUCCUCUGGGCAACACAAACCUGAUGAUCAGGACAAAAUGCUCACAAGCCUGAACAAGAAGGUGCUGGAAGUCUAUUGCCAGUGCACUGGAGAAAAUGGGGCAAACCUGCAGACAGUGCAGAUGCUAAUGGUGAUAGAAAAACAGCUCAAUGAUUUACUGGACAACUUGGAGAGAAUCCCACCAGCAAAGAUAGAACAGGCUGAGAAGGCGAAAAAAAAGGAACGGCGGAUAAGGCUCAGAGAGGAAAAACUGAGACAACAGAAGCAGCAGCAAGAGGAAAGACUGCAACGAGCCCUGGAAAGAUCACAGGCAACUAUAAAAAAAAGGAGCGGCAGGAGGCUGGUGUUUCGUUCCAACCCACCUGUCAGGAAGGAGAAGAAAAAGCACAGCCAAGAACAAAUGGAUAAGGAGAAGGAAGAAGAACUCUAUUAUUUCACUUGA